Molecule: messenger RNA, 4673 nt
Organism: Ruditapes philippinarum (Manila clam)
Lineage: Eukaryota; Metazoa; Mollusca; Bivalvia; Venerida; Veneridae
Exons: 8
Coding region: 14-3319 (1101 amino acids)
Biological process (GO): carbohydrate metabolic process; chitin catabolic process
Cellular component (GO): extracellular region
Molecular function (GO): chitinase activity; chitin binding
Source: RefSeq, a predicted model, not a curated record
GAAUAAACCAAAGAUGAAAACAACAGUGUCAAUAAUCUUAACAGUCUUGUUCUACAAACACGUAUAUAGUUAUUUAAGAGUAUGUUACUACACAAACUGGUCACAAUACAGACCUAACGGAGGAAAAUUUACACCUGAUAACAUAGAUCCUAAGUUGUGCUCACAUAUAAUAUAUGCGUUUGGUAAACUGGAGGGUAACAGACUGGUACCAUUUGAAUGGAAUGAUGACUCCACGGAAUGGAGUGUCGGAAUGUAUGAUAAGGUAAAUAACCUUAAAGUAGGAAAUCCAGAAUUAAAAACAUUAUUAGCAACAGGUGGUUGGAAUGCCGGAAGUGUUCCAUUCAGUGAUAUGGUGUCGACUAAGGCCAAUAGAAAGCAGUUCAUCAAUUCCACUCUACACUUUCUUAGAAAAAGAAAUUUUGAUGGUCUAGACAUGGACUGGGAGUAUCCAGCGAGGCGGGGCGGAAAACCUUCAGACAAGGAAAAUCUUGUCCUUUUACUAAGCGAAUUAAGACAAGCAUUUGAACAAGAGUCGUACCAUACCGGACGUCCACAACUCCUACUUACAGCAGCUGUACCGGCUGGCAAAUCUAACAUAGAUGCUGGAUAUGAUAUACCUAAUGUCGCCAAGAGCCUCGAUUUUAUAAACAUAAUGACGUAUGAUCUACAUGGGUCAUGGGAGGCUACGACAGGACACAAUAGCCCGCUGUUUGGAAGAACAUCUGAAAGUUCCGCCGAUGCAAUUCUUAAUAUGGAGUGGGCACUGAAAUACUGGACACAGAGUGGCGCACCAAAACAUAAACUAAUUGUUGGUAUUGGAUUAUAUGGUAGAAGUUUUAAAUUACAAUCACCGAUGAACAAUGGGAUUGGUGCCCCCGCAGUUGGAGCUGGUGCGGCGGGAAAGUACACCAGGGAACCAGGAUUUAUGGCAUAUUAUGAAGUAUGCGAUGAACUGUCAAAAGGAGCUACACGAGUAUGGCAAGCAGAGCAUAGAGCACCAUAUAUGCACAGAGGAGACUUGUGGGUUGGUUAUGACGAUGAAGAAAGUGUUAUUGCCAAGGUACGAUGGAUGAAACAAAAUAAGUACGGUGGAAUAAUGAUUUGGUCACUUGCACUUGACGAUUUUUCUGGACAAUAUUGCAAAAAAGGACCAUAUCCCCUUCUUAAUGCAAUUAACUCUGAACUUGGUUCGAUGUCUAUAUCUAUGAAUGUUCAAAGUCAAAAUCCAUUAGAUUUAGCGGCAAAUCAGUUGCCAGUAGAUAUGUUAUUGUCGCCGCCAGUGCCUGAUAUCCCACGACCUCCUCCAAUUUUCCAAUCCAAUUCAGGAACCAGCGCUGCUGCACAAGCUAUCGGAGAUUUAUUGCUGCAAGGAACAACAAAGCUAUCUCCUCCAAAGUCUCAUUCUGUUCCACAAAAUGCCGGAUUACUGCAAGAAAAUGCUUUACCGACUAUUAUAAGUGAUCCCAGUAAUAGAGCUGUUGUGCAUUCUAACCCUGUUGUUCACGACAUAGCAACAGCCGUUCCGCAGUCCAGUAAUUUUGCAACUUUGAAUACACCUCUACAAAUACCGAAUUCCAAUGUACCAAAUUUGUUUCCUGGGCCAAAUAUGCAAGAAUCAAUCCAAAAUGUUCUAUCUACUGGGAAUUCGUUUUCAAGAAACAACGGACCUCCGCCAUCGGUUUUUCCUAACGAAAUGGCAGGGUCAGCGUUAGCCAACUUCACUAGUGCAAACACUCAUGGCACAUUUCCGUUAGAAUUUAUGCAUAACAGCGGGCACACUAUGGGUAGAGAAUUGCAAAGUUCGACAAAUCAUAUUCAAGGACAACAGUCACCACAUUCUACACAUGUACAUCCGAGUUCUUCCGUGCCUCAUUUACCACCAGACCUUCCACCAGUGGCAAUGGUGCCACCAUCGACAGGCGACAUUUUCAACGUACCUACGUCAAAUGCAGCACCAGUGGCACCUGUUAUAUCAGACACAUCGAUACAUGUACCCAUGGGUUCCCAUGAUCAUGUCAUCCACCAAAUCCCUAUUGGUGGUCUACCUAACUUAGUGGGGUCGCCUAGUACUGUGAGUGAACAUUCAGUGAGUAAUCAGAAUGUGCCAGUUGUAGUUGGAGCAUUACCAGUGGUGGAGCCAGCGGUUGCAGGAAUUGCAGUGGAAUCAAUGCCCUCUGUAGAAGCUUUGGGAGUGUCUCCGGCUGUUGAUUUUUCCCCUCCAAUUGCUGCAGCAGCACAUUCUGAUAUAGGUCUUGCAGCAGUACGCCCAGCACCUCCAUCAAGACCAAACGUCAAUUUUUCGUUUUCGUCCAGCUCAAGUAGUAAUAGCAGUUCAUCAUCGUCAUCUUCGUCCUCCUCUUCCUCUUCAAAUUCAACUGAAAGACGUAUUGACAUUUCUGACCCCAUUCGGUCCGCACUGCCCCCUUCGGUCCAGGAACUUCUUAGUCACGGUCCUAUUGACAUUCAUCCAAUGCCGGCUUCUGGUCAUUCACAUGCAGUAGGCGAUCAAGCACAUGGUAUAGUGCCUGGGGGUACAGUGAAAGCAGUUAUUCCUAUUGAUAAUAUCAACAGUUUAACUCAGGUUUUGAAUAAUCUACAGACUAAUGUUCCAACUUCAGGUACAGUUUUAAUUCCUGAACCAGGAAACCAACUCCGACCAGAAACCGUUCUUAGAGAACUUGAUAUUGGGAAUAUUCUUGGAUCUAAUAUAGCAACUCCGGUUCAAAUAAAUAGAACACCUCCGCAACAAGGUACUAGACGAGGAUCAAGAUUGUCUUCUGGUAAUAAUCGCGCAAUAUCUACACGAACUUCUAAUCAAGGAAACAAUGGUCAACAGUCUAACAGAGGUAAUAAUAUUCAAAACAUGCGGAGAGUAAUGACUAUCCCUCCCAUAAACAACAAUCGUCGUGUAAAUGUACGAAGGCCUCAAACCAGACAAGUACAGCCUUCAAUUGGACGUGUAUUCCCCGUUUCACUUACACAGCUGCGUCGACUAAUUAAUGCUUUAGGAAGAGAUACAGUUCGAAGUAUGUUACACAGUGGACGUAUAGUGUAUCAACCAAAUGUUCAAAGAAGACAAAUUGUAAACACACCAGUUGUUCGAACGCGUACACCAAGAUUAAGAAAUACUGUGAUUAGACAAAGACAACCAACUAGAACAAUGCCAAAUAGAAAUAUAUUAUCAGCUCGUUCUUUACAACCAAGUAGAAUAAGCAGACGCGUUUUUGUAAAUAAUAAUUUGGAAAGACGUCCUUCACUCGGUGCGCAGUCCAGAAGUAGCAAUUCAAAUUUGGAUAUAUUAUCAUUGCUAGGAUUAUAACUAAUUCAAUUGUAUAGAUUCCUUAAUGAGCUAGAUUUAAUUAAAUUGCAACAAGCAAAUAAAUGAACAACCAAUACAUAUAAUUCUCAAGGUGAAAUUAUUGUCAAUUUUAGCAAAGUAUUGUCCUGUGUUAGUGUAUACCCCGGUAUUGCUGUAUUCUAUAAGAUAAUGUUAUAAUUGCAUUUACCAGGAGGAAGAACCCACCUAACAAAAGUGUUUGUGAGUAAAUAUUGCAAGAAUUAUGCAUACAUUAGUAUGAACAAUACUUCGCUUCUUUCAAGAUAUUACAAAGGAACAGUGUUGGGUUUCAUAGCAUGACAUUUCUUAUUUAUUUAACUUUAUAAAAGCACACUUUGCUAGUUGAUAUAUAUUAUCAAUAUUUAUACCUCUCAUAAUAUGAAAUUUAAAACCUGUAGUGAAAUUAUUGUGUUGCAACGUGUAUAACGCCAAGAGAAAAGCUUACUACUGAAAAAGCCAUUAAUUCCUGCUGAUAUUUAUGUUAUGUUAUAUUAAUAUAACAUGUAUAUAAUAAUCAAGUGAUCCAGACACAUACAGGAUAGCGUACCAUGAGCUGUUGAUACAUGCUUUAAAAGUCGACAACAGUACUAGCAACAUCGUAAGAUCUUACGAGUCUAUACAACAAAACGAUAUAACAAGAACGUUAAGAAACAGAUGAUAUUAAAAUGCAGAUUAAUUCAAGGAUGUGUGCAUAACUUUGUUGUAGUUUCGGGUAAAUUUCUUAAGUUAUUUCUUGACGACCAUGGUUAUUUGUUUAUUGUACCUAGAUAAAAUGAAUGACGUUGUAUAAAAGACUAUGAUGAGACUGGUAGAGAUAAAAUCUGUAUAACAGUACUAUAGUGUAAGACAUAUUGACAAUUUGAAGAGAAUAGGGUAAACGAUGUCAUUUGUUUUAAGGUGUAUAUAUGUAAUAUAUUUAAGUUUUGACAUUGUCAAAAUAAAUAGAUGUUUACUGACUUUGCAUCACGACGUUUUAAAACACAUAAAAAUAUCAUUUCUAAUUUAACGUACACUAUGCAUGUAUAGUAGAAGUAUAAUUAUCGAGUUAUACAGGCAGACUCUUUCAAAUAGCUGUUGGUGGAAUUUCAAAACUACGAGUACAUGAUAAAGAGUUAUUCGUGAAAUUUAUUUUAUCUAAAGCUUUUAAUGAUUGCUAUAAUAAACAUGUGAUAAUAUGUGUAUUUGUUUGAAAAGAUUAAAUAUUUAUAUAUGAUCUAGUUUAUAAUGUAUUUAUUUCGCACAUAGUAUUUUUACAAGAUUUCUUAGUCUGACUAGAAUGAUUAAAGAUUAAAAGAAUUGCAUUUAAUCAAAAACUAUUAAAAUAUCUUAUUUAGCA